This is a messenger RNA of Auxenochlorella protothecoides, 213 nucleotides long. RefSeq lists its product as hypothetical. The transcript is spliced from 2 exons. The record is from RefSeq and is a predicted model, not a curated record. The coding region runs from base 1 to 213 and encodes 70 amino acids. NCBI's taxonomy places the organism in Eukaryota, Viridiplantae, Chlorophyta, Trebouxiophyceae, Chlorellales, Chlorellaceae.
AUGGCCGACAAAGAGACAUCCAUCCACAAGACCGUGGCCGAUAAAGUGAGCGGGAUGACGAGCAUCUUCAAUCAGACCUUGGGCAAGACCGAGGAGCCCACAGUGGAGGAGAGGCAGAAGUCGUUGAACGAAUGCUGUGCAUCCACGGCGGGAGGGUAUGCAAAUGAGAAGGACGAGGGAGACAUCAAGGCCAGCCAGUCUGGCAAGAAGUGA